AUGGAAUCAAUUAUUCAGAAGUACUUUUUCUCAGAUAACGAAAAUGUAGACGAAGAGAACAUUCUAGAACGCCGUAUUUCGCCUUACGUGACCCUGCGACCCGGAGACCUCGCAUCUCUGCUGAAAUCCGCCCUACCUUUCUCUCACAAGCCGGCUCGUAACCAUGGCAGUAGCUACCGUAAGAUUGAUACCAUCUUCGAGAAGUGCCCUUUGGGACUCUCUACUGGAGACAGCGAUGACGAGAAGAACGAGAACAAUGAAAUCAUUUGCCGAGGCGCCGACCAAGGGCACGUUCCAGUCGAGUACCGGGUGAAAGGUCUCAAACGGCACGAGAUGCCGGUAAUUGGUUUCUUUGUUGAUAGAAGGAUCUGCCCUGGUUUCCAGUACCAGGUUCGUAAAAUCGAUUCCAAGAGCUCCCUGUGGGGAGGUAAAGCCAGGACAUUGCAGUCCAUCGGCAUGGGCUAUGGUCGUCGUCUGACCUUCAACAGUGACUUGUUAAACAGCAACGAAUUCUAUUUCUGGUCAGAUAGUGAACCAAAUGGCUUCGCAUUCAGCAUUCAGGCUGUGGAAGUUGGUCAGAAAUUCAUCAUCCAGGACUCGAUGGAUAGCGAGAUUGGUGAGGUGACCAUCAAGAAGCUCUGUGGACCUCAAGAAGAAGUAUCCAUGGAUGCUGGGGAAAAUGGUGUCAUCAAGAGGGUGCACGUGACCAUAAUGUGCGGUGUUACCUACUAUCAGCGACACAAUCAUGGUCUUAAAGAUCUGGUCUCCAGCAAAAAUGAAGAGGUCAUGACAGGGGAAGCAGUUCUGUCCAAACCUAGAUCAGUUCGGGAAGCAAAGCUUGCAAGCAUUGACCGGAUCUAUCUUUCUCGUGUUGGCCACUGUAAACUGAUUCCUGAUUUUUAA
Candidula unifasciata is the source of this 903-nucleotide messenger RNA. NCBI's taxonomy places the organism in Eukaryota, Metazoa, Mollusca, Gastropoda, Stylommatophora, Geomitridae. The record is from the annotation of a GenBank genome assembly.